AUGGGCCACUGGUACAUGAAACGUAUUAAUGCACAUUCAGGAGUGAAUAAUUUUAUUGACGAUGUUGGAGAAAUGCUUCGUGUUCCCACAAGUCUCCAGGAGGUAUUGCAAUCCCAAAAUCUGAGUGUCAAGCAGGUAACCGCGUGGAGUAAACUCAAAUUUUUCUUUGGUCCGACAGGCGACUAUAUCCGUUGGACGUGGUCCUUGUGCAGUCCAUGCAUCCUUCUUUUCUUGAUGAUCGCUUCGUUGUUUAGCUACGAACGUGUAACACUGGAGGAUUAUCCAUUACCCUUGCGCUAUGAAUUGGUUGCGUGGUUGACAAUGGUCGGACCACUGCUUCCUCUGCUCUCCGUGUUUGACUGCAGUCGGUGGCGACACAAGCACGUUGGUGGCGGCGACACACUGGAACCAAAGCAUGCCACAAAUGAGGAUCACGAUUACUGGUCAAUAGCAGAUCCAAUAUCACGUGUAGCAUCAGCACGCCGUCCCAAUGCAAGCCUGGUGGAUGAAGUCGGCUAUGGCACGAUAGUUCAAAUGAUCAAUGAAUGGGCAAAAAAGAAUGCCGCAAUGUUGGGUGACCGUUACAUUGGUGAUAGCGACGGAGAAACUUGUCAGAGCACUUCAUUUGGAAAACCACCACCGUGCGUGUUGCCCUGCACAGAGCAGGGUUUACAUCUUCGGCAAACAAUGGAUUGUCAGAGUGAGAGUUCCAUAUCAAUCACUCCAACUGGUUCGGUACAAAGUUAUUCCAGUGGCUUCAUGGUUAAUAACGGUACCACUGGUAGCAGCAGUGCUAACGACAGGCACCAGUUACCAGUUCUGAGAAGACCGGGGCCCGUUAAGACACCACCACCGUUCAAUCAAUUGUGA
Molecule: messenger RNA, 870 nt
Organism: Gongylonema pulchrum
Lineage: Eukaryota; Metazoa; Nematoda; Chromadorea; Rhabditida; Gongylonematidae
Source: the annotation of a GenBank genome assembly